Sphaerulina musiva SO2202 is the source of this 1536-nucleotide messenger RNA. RefSeq lists its product as uncharacterized. NCBI's taxonomy places the organism in Eukaryota, Fungi, Ascomycota, Dothideomycetes, Mycosphaerellales, Mycosphaerellaceae. The transcript is spliced from 4 exons. The record is from RefSeq and is a predicted model, not a curated record. The coding region runs from base 1 to 1536 and encodes 511 amino acids.
AUGUCGCACUUACCAACACCAACACCCACAUCAGACGAACCUGAUGUUCCUGGGCCGGUAGUGCCCAACGAGAAGACGAUUGCUUUCGCAGUAUCAGUUGUGAAAUCGAAGCCGCCGGAGCUCAGCAUCGAAGACUAUAUCAAGCUCCUGAGACAACACAUCGCUCCAGGUCGACGAGAGAAUGCUUUGAGCAGUGUCUACUCUCAUCUGGACCGCUCUGCAUAUUGGCGCUCUCGAGCCGAGCUGGUCAAAGUCGAUCUUGAACGUGCACAAGACAAAGCUGUUGAUAUGCGACGAGAAAUUGCUACUCUUAAAAGGAAACUUGAAGAACGACCUCCCAAUCCCAUCAAGAAACGCAAGAGACAUGACGAGGAUGUCGUUCUUGUACCUCGAAGUCCAAGGAAAAAUAAGAGGGCCACCUCGCCGGACAGAGGUAUGCAGUUGACUGUGGAACACCCAACCGACGCCGAGUUCAGCCAAGCCGGAGAAUUUGGUGCCAAGGCUACACAACGCACGACGUCGAGCGAGCUUGCGUAUCAUAUCACGCGUGCCUCGUCGACGAUCGCGCAGAUUUUGCAAACCGAAAUUCGAAGCAUCAUCGCAGAACAAACGAAAGACAACGAACAGCUGAAGAACGCACUGGCUACUACUAGUCGCGCCAUUACAGCAGUCCUUGCAGGAUAUGUCCGCCUCACUCACGUUCGAGAUGUUUCAGAAGGUACCGCAGCGCAGGGUCGAGUCAUCUAUGCCAUUGUUUCGAUGUUCCGCAGUCUGCUUUGCUGCUUCACGUUACUUUCAGCUGGAGAGAUAGACAAAAGACCUUCUACAGCGCAUGCGUCCUCGUCAGAGAAGCCAAAGGGGAGAAGCAAGGCUAGAACAAUUCCACUGAAGGACCAAAAGGUCAAGGAAAACCCCACAAUGAGCUUGUACACAACGUUUCUGGGAAACCUGCUUGACAUGCUUGAUCCUAGGGUUGAAGCAAAUCAAGCUCUAUUUGAAGGCUUCACCUACUGCAUCCUGGACCAAUUGGGCAAGAGCCUGUACUCAGUUGUCUUUGGACACAGCAGAGCUCCGGAUCUCGAACUUGAACUCAAACUUGAUGAUGGUGUCCUACAUGACGGUGCCGCGUCUGAAGCAUCAGCUUUACAACAAGAAGAUGAAGAACGCAAACAGACCAAGCUUGAAGCACCAUACCUGCUUCAUCUCCUUAAUCGUAUCAUGAUCGCCGCCCCCGCCCACUUUGGUAAUGUGCAUGGCGUGAAGAAUGGCAAGGCCAAGAGUAACAGAGCGCCAGCAAAGAACAUGUUGGCUCGUUCGGCGAAAGAAUGCUUACAGCGUACGCUGGUCCACGCGAUCUUUGGUACGGAGAAUGUGAAUGACGAUGAUCCUUUCAAGGAGUGCUUGAAGAUGCCGACAAGCGUUGGAGGGCCUUUAAGUAUGCCAAAAGUCAAAGAGGCCGAUGUUUUGGAGUACUUCAAGGAGGAAGUAUGGAGGUGUGUGGGAUGGGACAUACUAGCCAAGGAGGGAGACUGGUGA